AUGGGUCACUCCUACGGAAAGAGAGCGGGCACCCGCUAUGCCUUCAGCAGGAACUUUCGCCAGAAGGGCAUGAUCGCCCUGAACACGUACCUGAAACAGUACCGUGUUGGCGACAUUGUUGACAUCAAGGUCAACGGUGCGGUUCAGAAGGGCAUGCCCUACAAGGUCUACCACGGCAAGACUGGUGUCGUCUACAACGUCACCAAGAGCGCCGUUGGUGUCAUCAUCUACAAGAAGGUGUGGCACCGAUACAUCGAGAAGCGCAUCAACGUCAGGAUCGAGCACAUCCAGCCCUCCCGGUCGCGUGAGGACUUCCUGAAGCGCGUCAAGUCCAACGCCGAGGCCAAGAAGAAGGCCCGCGUCGAGGGCAUCACCGUCCAAGUCAAGCGCCAGCCUCUCCAACCCCGCGAGGCACGAACAGUUUCCCUGACCGACAACCCCCCCGAGACCGUCACCCCUCUGCCUUACGAGACCACGAUUUAA
Hirsutella rhossiliensis is the source of this 483-nucleotide messenger RNA. Its product is annotated as ribosomal protein l21e domain-containing protein. Gene Ontology annotation, cellular component: ribosome; cytosolic large ribosomal subunit. The transcript has 4 exons. NCBI's taxonomy places the organism in Eukaryota, Fungi, Ascomycota, Sordariomycetes, Hypocreales, Ophiocordycipitaceae. Bases 1 to 483 code for a protein of 160 amino acids. Gene Ontology annotation, biological process: translation. The record is from RefSeq and is a predicted model, not a curated record. Gene Ontology annotation, molecular function: structural constituent of ribosome.